Messenger RNA from Beauveria bassiana ARSEF 2860, 1857 nucleotides. Its product is annotated as ab-hydrolase associated lipase region. NCBI's taxonomy places the organism in Eukaryota, Fungi, Ascomycota, Sordariomycetes, Hypocreales, Cordycipitaceae. The transcript is spliced from 5 exons. The record is from RefSeq and is a predicted model, not a curated record. The coding region runs from base 1 to 1857 and encodes 618 amino acids.
AUGGCUGUUCCCUUUAUCGGUCGCCUCCAUCCCAUGGAGUACAUUGCUCUCGUUGGCUCCUUUUUCCUCGUGUUCCUUGAAGCCAUCAUCCGCAUCUGCACCCUAGCACUGCCCUCGUUUCUGGUCGCCUACUUUUAUCGGGCGUCGCGUCGACUAUUCCUACGAUUUUCUUCACCCGAAGACAAGCGCGUUAAUCGCAAGACCAAAUGCAUCUCCGACUCUGUCCGAGACGCAGCCGACUUUGUGGAGCUGUGUCGGUUUUGGGGCUAUGAAGCAGAAGAGCAUAUUGUGCAAACCAAGGACGGCUACCUUCUUGGCCUUCACCGUCUUCAGUGGAAGCGCGGUGAAGAGGGCCAGAGAGUCAACAAUGGCCCCAAAUCCAUCAGAAAGCGUGUCAUUUAUAUGCAUCAUGGCCUACUCAUGAACUCUGAGGUAUGGGUCUGUCAGACUGACGAGAAGCGAUGUCUGGCUUUUGAGCUUGUUGAACAAGGCUUUGAUGUUUGGUUUGGCAACAAUCGCGGUAAUAAAUACUCCAAAAAGUCAAUCCACAGCUCACCCAACUCAACACGCUUCUGGGACUUUUCUAUUGAUGAAUUUGCCUUUCAUGAUAUUCCCGACAGCAUCGAGUAUAUCCUGGAGAGUACUCGGCAACAGAGUCUUUCCUACAUUGGUUUCUCGCAAGGCACUGCUCAAGCUUUUGCCACGCUGGCCAUUCACCCAAAGCUCAACCAUCAAGUCAACGUAUUCAUCGCUCUCGCCCCAGCCAUGGCUCCUGCUGGUCUGUCCAACGGUAUCGUCGACUCCCUUAUGAAGGCUUCUCCCUCCGCACUCUAUCUCAUGUUUGGCCGUCGCUCCAUCUUGAGCUCUGCAACCACUUGGGAGUCAAUCAUGUAUCCGCCUCUCUUCGCUCGAUCCAUUGACAUGGGUCUUUCAUUCCUCUUCAAUUGGAAGACUCUCAACAUCUCGUACAGCCAAAAGCUUGCCGCCUAUCCGCAUCUCUAUUCUUUCACGAGUACCAAGUCUGUCGUUCACUGGUUCCAAAUCAUUCGCAACCGUUCUUUCCAGCUCUACGACGACGACGUUCACCAGCCCAUAAGCGUCACUACCUCGCGCAAGUCCUCAAAGGUGGCCAAGUAUCCAACGCGCAACAUCCGCACUCCCGUUGUUCUCGUGUACGGCGGCAGCGACUCCCUAGUCGACAUCAACAGCAUGCUACGCGAGCUGCCUCCCCAGACUGUCGCCACCGAGAUCCCCCACUACGAGCAUCUCGACUUUUUAUGGGCUCGCGACGUCGAUGUCCAGGUCUUCCAACACGUCUUUGACGCCCUUGACAGCUUCACCGACGCCGAACACACCGUAGAGGAGUACGACCGGUACCACAUUGUUCGCUCCGAGAGUCUCAUGGGCUCUGGCCUGCUCGUCAAUGCCAACAGCACGACCGACAGCGAUGCCUCCGUUCUGGGCAGCAAGAGCCACGGCCACCUCCCCGUUCCACAGCCGCACGUCGCUCGAGAGCCGGCUGUACGCUCCCGCGCCGCCACCGUCGGCAGCUCGCCCUCGACUUCCUUCAAGGGUGUCAAGUUUGAGCCUUUGCCCACCAAGAAGCCCCAACUCGACAGCAGCGUGCCCGGCUCCAACUCUGACAAGCUUCGCGGCGUCGGCGUCCGUCGGGAGCCCGAGCAGCUCACGGGGCUCAACGUCUCCGUUUUGCGCGAUGGCCGCGGGAUAAGCCCCGGCCAGGCCAACGCCGUCGGCGGCGUCGUCGCCGACACGAGUGGCGUGGAGCGCGCCGACGUCAUUUCAUCUUCGGGCGAGGAGAAGAGGGCCGAGAAGAAGACGUUGAAGAAGCGUCGCUAG